Rotaria sp. Silwood1 is the source of this 1080-nucleotide messenger RNA. The record is from the annotation of a GenBank genome assembly. Lineage: Eukaryota; Metazoa; Rotifera; Eurotatoria; Philodinida; Philodinidae.
AUGGCUGAAAUAUUGUCAGCAAGAUGUUCACAUUGUAAAAAAACGGGAAUUGCUCAAUGUGAUGGAUGUUCCAAUCGUUUUUGUCCAACACACUUUCGCGAACAUCGUCAAUAUCUAGAUACUAAAUUUGCUCAAUUAUUGCAUGAUAGAAGUAAUUUACCUCAUCAUAUCGCGGAUCAUUCAUCGAAGAUCAAGCAGUCUCAACUAAAAGCUCUUCUCCAUGAUAUCAACCAGUGGGAGGAACAAGCAUUGAAAAGUGUUACACAAAUGGCCGAUCGUGUACGAAACCGUAUUAAAGAACUGAUGACAACAAAAACUUCUACUAUCAAAGCUGACUUAGACCAAAUUUCGAUGGAAUUACGAAAAUGUAAAUUUGAAAAUAAUUAUUUUGAACAAGAUAUCAAACAAUUAAGUGCAAGACUCCAUCAAAUUCAAAUCGAUCUUGAUCGGAAUAAAACUCGUGUCAAAAUGAUCAUUCCACCCAUCAAAUUGAAUUCACAAGUUCUUGUCUCAUUCGACCGUGAUAUUCGCCACGGAAAAGAAUAUUUCUUCGAUGGAACACUAUUAUGUCGCGAGCAUCAAAUUCAAUUGAAUGAAUUUUACGGAAAACGAAAUCAAAUGUGGCGACUCACUUACAAAGCUACACGAGACGGAUUUUCUAGUACGGAUUUUUAUCGAUGUUGUGAUAGAAAAGGUGCAACAUUGACUGUGAUUCAAUCAUCGAGUGGACAUUUAUUUGGUGGAUACACGUCAGUCAAUUGGGAAACUCACGAAGAUUGGAAAUGGUCCGUGGAUAUGGACGCAUUUCUGUUUACGCUAAUUAAUCCGCAUAAAAUUCUACCUACUAAAUAUCAAAUAAAUGCUGAAGGUCGAAAUGCAAUUGGUUGCAAAGCAACGAUGGGACCAACCUUUGGUCUAUGGGACAUUUGUAUUCAUUCAGAUAGUAAUCAAAAUGCUCGCAGUACUGUUAUGUUUCCUACUGAUUAUAUUGAUUCAACUGGUAAAGGACGUCUCACAUUCACUGGUUCACAUUAUUUCAAAACUGUUGAAAUUGAAGUCUAUGCUCUCAAGCACAAAUGA